GCAUCAGAUACGACUCCUCUUGCGCAGAGCAACGAUCAACCGGAUAACACUUCAAAAGACGCGGAGCAGAACGCUCUAUUCCAAUCUCUUCAUGCGCAAUGUCACUCCCAUACCCGCCUCACUGCACAGGGCUAUACAAUGACCUCUAUAGCAUCGCUCGGGAGCCACUCAUGCAAGGGAAUCAUACGGCGUGAUCUGUUCAGGCACCCCUCACCCCCGGGAGCGGAUGCAUCUGGUUGUCGGAAAGGCAGGCAAGCAGUGGUAAUCGACUACAAGAUCGUGCAGGUAACACGCGGCCGGUGGGAGAUUGCCUACCUCGGUGCUGUCGACUUUCUAACUGGCGAGGUCCUGAUCAAUCGAUUCGUGGCACCACGGGGUCGGGUGACAAGCUGGGACACGAAAAACAGUGGCAUCACGCCCUCCGCGAUGGCGGCUGCAAUAGAAAGUGGACAAGCCCUGCGUGGGUGGCUGAGAGCUCGCUGGGAGUUAUGGAAGUAUGUCGACAGCGAUACCGUUCUGAUCGGACACUUUUUAAACAAUGGUCUCGAUACACUGGGCAUGAUCCAUUCUCGGGUCGUUGAUUUGGCGAUUCUCACGGCAGAGGCUGUAUUUCAUACUCUCUGUCCCGCUGAACCUCUCACUCGGAUCUGGGGUCUCAAGGCUCUGGCGGGGGAUUUGCUGGCUCGGAAGGUCCAGGGCGGUCGCAAAGGACAUGGUGUGGUUGAAGAUGCGAUCACUAUUAGGGAUGUGGUUAUUUGGUGCUUGAAAUAUCCGGAUCUUCUUUGCAGCUGGGCGGAGAAGACCAGAACCUAUCACGAUAUGCAGGAGGAGAUGAAGAAAGAGGGAAAGACGAAGAAGGACAAAGCUGGAAGAAAGCCAGACAAGGUGAAGAAAGCGAAGUAG
Aspergillus ibericus CBS 121593 is the source of this 903-nucleotide messenger RNA. RefSeq lists its product as uncharacterized. The record is from RefSeq and is a predicted model, not a curated record. Gene Ontology annotation, molecular function: exonuclease activity; nucleic acid binding. Gene Ontology annotation, cellular component: nucleus. Gene Ontology annotation, biological process: rRNA processing; ribosomal large subunit assembly. Lineage: Eukaryota; Fungi; Ascomycota; Eurotiomycetes; Eurotiales; Aspergillaceae. The annotation marks the transcript as partial. The transcript has a single exon.